Messenger RNA from Protopolystoma xenopodis, 228 nucleotides. The record is from the annotation of a GenBank genome assembly. NCBI's taxonomy places the organism in Eukaryota, Metazoa, Platyhelminthes, Monogenea, Polystomatidea, Polystomatidae.
AUGAUGGAAUCGCGCCUUGGCACCAACCUUCGCUCGAAAGUGGAGCUUCAGCGUCGCUCGGCCGCAGAGGCGCAUUCUCACGUUGUGGAAGUGACUCGGCGGGCAGAGUCAGCUGAAUCUGAGCUUGCACGUGUUAAGGAUGAACUUGCAGCCAGUCAUCGCGAGAAGCAGGUUUGUAUAUUGAUGCGUGAAAGCCUACGUAUAUUUAUGCAUCUCUAUUCAUAUUAG